AUGGAAGACCCGGACUUCUGGCUGACAGAUGUGCCAAAGAUAGUGAGCUGCAUUCUAGAAAACCUGCCAUACAUCACCACAGAGUCAGGCUGUAAUAAAGUGGAGUCACUGUUUCUCCUGAUGACUGACGAGUAUGGCUCAGAAGUGGUCAUCAGCCUGUGUGAGAUGGCUUUUCAAGGAGACAGGGUCCUAACAGAGUUUGCCAUCUUGCUCCAGAACCAGUGGUGCAACCCUCCAAUAGAAGACAGCCUCAUCUCUCACAGAGCUCCAUCCUCGGGGCAGAUUGACUUGGAGGAGUUGGGUGACAAGCCCAAUGUCUGGAGGGAUCAAAGACAUCCCAAUGUGGUGAUGGCCUUCCUGACCCUGGAAGUCCUCGUUGAGCUGUCAGAGAGAGCUGAGAUGGCAAGAAAAAUUGAAGCCUUCCUGCCAAGCAUGCUGAAGAUACUGGAAGUUGGCAGCGAAGAUGAGAAGCUGAAGACCGUUGUGGUCUUCCAAAAUGUCCUGGGUCAGCUGAAAAAGUCAAAGGCCAGCUCCAUGGCUGUGGCACUGGUGGGGAAGAUCCUGCCCCUCUCUGACUCGGAGUGUGGGCAGCUGCGAGAGCUCUCCCUCCAGCUCCUCAGAGACCUGCUGAGGGCCGUGGUGAGCAGGGAUGAGAAGAAGAUGAGGAGGGAGAUACAGAGUGCACUGAUCCCGCUCCUCUUCCGAAUGAACGACCAGCUCCCCAGCGUGGCCAAGGCUUCUGGGGAAGCCCUUUUUGCUGCUGCAGAGCUUCUCAAAUGGAAGGAGCUCAAGCACCUGCUGCAGAAAGAGAGGCUGUGGGAGCUUGGAGAAUGCUUGGUAAGGACAAGCCACAGGGCCCAGGCUGGGUGA
Messenger RNA from Sturnus vulgaris (Common starling), 870 nucleotides. Lineage: Eukaryota; Metazoa; Chordata; Aves; Passeriformes; Sturnidae. The record is from RefSeq and is a predicted model, not a curated record.